Pogona vitticeps (central bearded dragon) is the source of this 4030-nucleotide messenger RNA. The record is from RefSeq and is a predicted model, not a curated record. Lineage: Eukaryota; Metazoa; Chordata; Lepidosauria; Squamata; Agamidae.
UCCUCCGGAAGGCACGCCCGCCCGCCUGCCCCGCGCCGGCCCUCAUCCCCGGCAGCUGCACCUCCCUCCCGCCGAUCAAUAAGCCUUUCACUUUUUGCCUCUUGUUUGUUCCGUGGGGAGCGGGAUCGAUCGGGGGGAGGGGGCGGCGGCUCCUCCUCGUUUCCGCUCCCCUUCGUUGGCCGCUCCUUCUCCAAUUAGUCAGUCCUGGAGCCGCCUGCGGGCGGGGGUGGAGAAGAGGAGGAGGAGGAGGAGGAGGAAGAGGAGGGUGGCGGUGGUGGUGCCGCCGCCGGUGGUGCCAUCCGUGUCCACCGGGCCUCGGCACCAGCCGGCGACGCGGGAGGAUCGGCCGAACUGCUUGUCCGCCUCCCCCCCCCUCCCGCUCCCCCUCAACUUUUUCCUCUUCUUGGGCUUCUUCUUUCCCUCUCCGGUGAGGAAACGUGUGAAGGGCCGCCGAGAUGGAAGAGGAGGAUGAGAAGCAGGCGGCGAAAGAGGAAGGGGACCAGGAGAGCUUGCUAGAGGAGCCCAGUCGGCCGCACCACCGAGACCUGGCCGCCUUCGCUGGAUCCAGCACCUUGCACGGCCUCGGCCAUAUUUGCCGCUCGGGGCAGCUGGGGGUCCGGCAGGCCCUCUGGGCCCUUGCGUUUGUGGCCUCCCUGGCCUUCUUUCUGUACCAGGCCGCCCGGUCAGCCCUCUUCUAUCUGGAGCAUCCACACAUCACCACCCUGGAUGAGGAAGCCACCCAAAAGAUGAUCUUUCCCGCUGUCACCCUCUGCAACAUCAACCGCUUCCGCCACUCAGCCCUGACGGAUGCUGACAUCUUCCACCUGGCCAACAUGACUGGAUUGCCACCCAAGGACCGUGACGGGCAUAAGGCCUCCGACCUCCUCUACCCUGACCCAGACAUGGCCGACAUUGUCAACCGCACUGGGCACCAACUGGACGACAUGCUCAAGAAUUGCAGCUUCAGCGGGGAGAACUGUUCGGCAGAGAACUUCACCGUGGUCUACACACGCUAUGGGAAGUGCUACACAUUCAACGGUGACCGAAACAAACCACGAGUGACUCGCCAAAGUGGGAUGGGCAAUGGGCUGGAGCUCAUGUUGGACAUCCAACAGGAGGAGUACCUUCCCAUCUGGAGAGAGACCAAUGAGACAUCAUUUGAAGCAGGGAUUCGAGUACAGAUCCACAGCCAGGAUGAGCCACCCUACAUCCACCAGCUGGGUUUUGGAGUCUCUCCUGGCUUCCAGACCUUUGUAUCAUGCCAGGAACAGCGGCUGACAUAUCUGCCCCAGCCCUGGGGGAGCUGCCGGGCCAGUGUGAAGGGGGAGCAGGUCCUGCCGGGCUAUGACAGCUAUAGCAUUGCUGCGUGCAGGUUGCAGUGUGAGAAAGAGGCCGUGGUGCGGAACUGCCAGUGCCGCAUGGUGCACAUGCCAGGUAAUGAAACCAUCUGCUCACCCAAUGUCUACAUUGAAUGUGCUGAUCACACACUAGAUGCAGCUGUGGAAGAUUCCCAGGAGCGCUGUGUAUGUCCCACACCCUGCAAUAUGACACGCUACGGCAAGGAGAUCUCGAUGGUGCGCAUUCCCAACAAAGGCUCGGCCCGGUACCUCGCGCGCAAGUACAACCGCAAUGAAACCUACAUCCGGGAGAACUUCUUGGUGCUGGACAUCUUCUUUGAGGCAUUGAACUACGAGUCGAUUGAACAGAAGAAAGCAUACAACCUGGCGGGGCUUCUGGGGGACAUUGGAGGCCAAAUGGGCCUGUUCAUUGGAGCCAGUGUCCUCACAGUCUUGGAAAUCCUUGACUACAUCUACGAGGUGAUCCGUGACAAAGUGGCCCAUGGCCUACGGCGCACCAAGCCUCCACUGAAGAAGCCUUCAGGCAGCAUUGCCACCUUGGGACUGGAGGAGAUCAAAGAACAGAGCUCCUGUGAGACCCUGGGCCGUCACUCCGAGGGCACGUACCCCACGGGCCUCCUGCCAAACCACCACCAUCGCCACCACUACUCGGCCCAAGGGGUCUUUGAAGAUUUUGCUUGCUAGUCCGCCUCGUAUGCCACUCCCCUUCCAAAGGACGGCAGCAGUUCUGGAGCAGCCUUGGGCCCACCACGUUCCAUCCUGCUGCUAAGAGCUCUUUUCUUCCAAGUCCCAAGGCCAGAUCAAGCUACCUUCUCCCAUCUUCUAAAGCUCUCCUUUAAAAAAAAUAGCAAGCAAAGAAAAAAGAAAGAAAGAAAAGGAUUUGAGGCUUUUGGCCUCCUCCUUCCUACAACCCCUUGCCCUAUCCGUCUGCCUUCCCCUCCCCCAGUAAGGCUCAGUACCCCACCCCCAUAUUAAAGCACAGAGAGAGAGAGAAAGAGAGAGAGAGAGAAAGAGCAUCAGCUGCCAAGACCGGGGAGGCAGACGAGCCUCUCAGCUGCUCCCACUGUUAGCAAAACAAGCUUCCACGGGGCAUCCUGUCCUGAUUGUCAAAGUAGGAGGGCAGGCAAUGAGGAACAUGGAACAUGCUAGGGGGCAAGGAUACCGUCUCAGAAGGGAGAGAGACAGUCAUCUGUAGCACUAGCUGUUGACCCAGCGUGGCUGUGCCUGCCUCUGCCAUAAACUCCAUAGUGGGUGGUGGCCAUGUUCCUUGGAAUACCACUCCCUCUGUACAGUCCUCUCCUACAUUGCUCUUCCUACUUAGACCUGCCCAUUCCAGCCCUCACAAACAGGCAUCACACUCCUCACAUUGCAUCCACAUGGAGGCGGCAGGUAGCUCAUGUGCCCCACUCACUGGUGUCAGGAGGUGCCCGUUAUCCUGUUCUUGCCAGCUUAUAGCUGCCCAUGUAGAAACUGUGCCCAUAGAAAGGGACAAGUUCUUAAAUCCUGGCCGUAUAAGAGAGAUUCAGGAUGUGCCCCCUUUAUUGUAUGGGCCCUGGUCCCUUCUCUCAAACCAUGGCUUGCCAUUUUCCACCUGUCCUUCCCCACUGUAUAUUUGCAGAUAAAUGUUUGGAGCCUGUGGUUUUUAGCCAGAAAUUCCGACUCUUAUCGCUGCAGCCGCCCCUUGCUGGCUUCAUUGAGAACUGCUGGUAAGGCUGGACACUGACAAGACAGAUUGACAUCAAAUCUCAGGUUUUGUUCUGGCCCAGGCAUAGAAACAGAGCUAGCAGGAGGUUGCUGCCCACAACAGAGCCCACAUUCUUCCCAGAUGUACAGCCCCUGUCCUCUGUUCCCCCAUCUUCCAUUCAUCCCCCUCCUCCCGCGUCAUUCAGGGUCCGAGCCAAAAGUAUCACCGUCCCAUGAAAAGAGGUGGAGGUCCCUAAGGGCCCCACACAAUCUCAAGGGGAAGACAGGAACUCCCACACUUCCUCAGGAUACAGGGCUGUCGAUGGAAGCACUUGUAGCAGAAUUAUCCAGUGCAUCCAUGUGUGUGUUUGAGGGGGUGGCCAUGAAUCCUCAAGUGCAGGGCACUGCUUCUCUUAACAUGCAAGUGGGGAGAUGCCACUCACAUUUUGUGGUAAGACCCUGAGUAAAGGUGCAACAGGAAAAAGCCAAUCAAACCACCAUGUGCUAGCCUUAUUGGACAAAACAGCACCCCAGAAUGCCAGCUGUAACCCUCAACCCUUUCCUGUAGCAAACCAGGAAAGUCUCAGCGUGCAUCGUUAGGACACAACGAACCCACAGGGUAUUGUCCCCACACAUAAGGAAAUGUGCCAGCAAGCACAUUUUGGGGAAGAAAGAUAGCACUAAUUGGAACAUGUUGCUGCAAAUGCUCCCCAUCCCCCACCCCCAUGACAACGGUAAACUCUGGUGAAGAUCAGUCUAAGCAAUCAAGAGCAUCUGUUCUGGAAGGAGGAAGAGGUAAAAGACAACAUCCACCUGUCUGCUGGAAUUGUGUGUGUGCGUCCAGGGGGUGCAGCCCUACAGAUGCUGACUUGGACCCAGCCAGGGCUCUUCCAGGGAGGGGCCCAUCAUCCCAUAACUUUACUAAGCGCGAGUCGCUGUUUUACAGAUGUACAAGUUUCUCCCAAUAAAGAGGCACAAGUAGAACUCCA